Brassica oleracea var. oleracea is the source of this 1892-nucleotide messenger RNA. RefSeq lists its product as uncharacterized. The transcript is spliced from 3 exons. Lineage: Eukaryota; Viridiplantae; Streptophyta; Magnoliopsida; Brassicales; Brassicaceae. Bases 60 to 1724 code for a protein of 554 amino acids. The record is from RefSeq and is a predicted model, not a curated record.
UAGUUAGAAGAAACUUGUAAUCUCUCCCUCAUUAGAAUUUCUCGAGAUCAGAUAGAGGAAUGUUAGGUUACAAAUGUCUCCACUGGGACAAUGUCAGUGAUUCGCGGCCAUUGAAGGACCCUGAAACCUUCUCUCUUCCGGGUCCUAUCCCUCAAUGGCCUCCAGGUCAAGGCUUUGGCUCCGGAACAAUCAACCUCGGCAAAUUAGAAGUCAUCAAAAUCACAGACUUUGAAUUCAUAUGGCGUUACAGAUCCACAGAGAACAAUAACAAGUGCAUCUCAUUCUACAAACCAAAAGGAUCGUUACCUAAAGACUUCCAUUGCUUAGGUCACUACUGUCAAUCUGAUUCUCAUCCCUUGAAAGGUUAUCUUCUUGCAGCCAGAGAUUUAGCAGCUUCACUAGAACAAGAACCUGCAUUAGCCGAACCUCUUGAUUUUACACUGGUCUGGAGCUCGAAUGAUUCAGAUGGUUACUUCUGGUUACCGCAGCCUCCUGAAGGUUAUAGAUCAAUGGGGUUUAUCGUCACAAAGAGCUCCGCGAAACCUGAGUUGAAUGAAGUUAGAUGCGUAAGAGCUGAUCUCACUGAUAAAUGCGAAACACACAAACUCAUCCUCACAGCCGUUUCAGAAUCUGUACAUGUUCCUUUGUUUAUAUGGAGAACUCGUCCUUCAGACCGAGGGAUGUGGGGGAAAGGUGUCUCUACAGGUACUUUCUUCUGCAGAACUCGCCUUGUCUCCAGAGAACAACAUCUCAGUAUCUCUUGUCUGAAAAACCUAGAUUCUGGUUUACACGCAAUGCCGAACCUUGAUCAGAUCCAAGCGUUGAUACAACACUACGGUCCUACACUAAUCUUCCACCCUGACGAAACUUACUUACCAUCUUCUGUCUCGUGGUUCUUCAGCAACGGUGCAGUCCUAUGCCAAAAGGGUAAUCCAAUUUGCGAACUCAUCGAUGAAACAGGCUCGAACUUGCCUCAAGGAGGAAGCAACGACAAGGAAUACUGGAUCGACUUGCCGUUUGAUGAUGAUCACGUCAAGAGAGGAAACAUCGAAAGCUCGAAGCUUUACGUGCACGUCAAGCCAGCUCUUGGAGGGACGUUCACGGAUCUUGUCUUCUGGAUCUUCUGUCCUUUCAACGGACCAGCUACUUUGAAGCUAGGACUCAUCGAUGUCUCGUUGGUAAGUAUAGGCCAACACGUCUGCGACUGGGAACAUUUCACUCUCAGAAUCAGCAACUACUCAGGUGAACUCUACUCAAUCUACUUCUCUCAACACAGUGGCGGCGAGUGGAUCGAAUCUCACGACCUAGAGUUCAUCCCCGGAACCAACAAAGCCGUUGUGUACUCGUCGAAACACGGCCACGCGAGCUUUCCUAAAGCUGGUGUUUACUUACAAGGAUCAACGACCCUUGGGAUCGGGAUAAGGAACGACACUGCACGUAGCGAUCUCUUUGUUGAUUCGAGCUCACGGUACGAGAUCUUCGCGGCGGAGUAUCUCGGCGCGGUGGUGAAGGAACCGCUGUGGCUGCAGUAUAUGAGAGAGUGGGGGCCGAAGAUUGUGUACGACUCGAGGGAGGAGAUCGAGAGGCUGGCGAGUCGGUUUCCGAGGACGGUUGGUGUCACGGUGGGUAACGUGUUGAGGAAGCUUCCGGUGGAGUUAUCCGGCGAGGAAGGUCCGACGGGACCUAAGGAGAAGAAUAACUGGUACGGUGAUGAAAGAUGGUGAAACUGUAAAAAAAAAAAAAAGGUUAAAAUUGGUUGAAAAGGGACAUAGAAAGAAAACUUAAUUUACGUAAAGCAUUAAUUACGCAAAGGUUUUAGUUACGAUUAGCGUAGGAUGAACGAUAAGACUUAAAGUUUGUUGUCGGAAGAGUAUACAUGUGGGUCCCAUAUU